CGACACGGGUCACGGCUAGGCGCGCGGCUGAGCUGCGCAGCCCCGGGCCGGCGGCCAUGCCCAAGCGGGGCUGUACCUUCGCGGACGCGGCCCCGCUGCAGCUGAAGGUCCGCGUUGGCCAGAGGGAGCUGAGCCGCGGCGUAUGCGCCGAGCGGUACUCGCGGGAGAUCUUCGAGAAGACCAAGCAGCUGCUUUUCCGAGGGGCCCAGGCCUGUAUGGACCCCGUGUGGGAGGAAGGCUGUGCCAUCGUCGACCUGCCGGAGUCGCCAAAGCCCGGCCCCGUCCUUCGGGCGCCACGUGGGCAGAUGCUGAUCGGACCGGAUGGCCGGCUGACCAGGAGCCGAGCCCAGGCCUCCGAGGCUGACCCGCCCGGGGCAGCGACCAGGGCCUGCUGCUCGUGCGUGCGAGCCGUGGACGGGAAGGCGGCGUGCGGCCAGUGUGAGCGUGCCCUGUGUGCACGGUGCGUGCGUGUCUGCGGCAGCUGCGGGGCCGUGGCCUGCGCGCUGUGCGCCCUUGUGGACUGCGGUGAUGUGCAGGAGACCGGGCUCUGUGCCAGCUGUGCCGCGUUCGAGGCCUGAGCCGGGAGCGGAUGCCCCUUCCUGGACGGCCACACCAGGUCGCCGCUGAAGAGCCGUGGGGGGCGGGGGGAGUCUGUUUUAUAUUUUGUGCUGAGGGCAGAAGUGAAUAAACCCUUUAUAUUUGGACAGGA
Messenger RNA from Suricata suricatta (meerkat), 709 nucleotides. RefSeq names its product SIVA1 apoptosis inducing factor (gene SIVA1). Gene Ontology annotation, biological process: extrinsic apoptotic signaling pathway. The record is from RefSeq and is a predicted model, not a curated record. The transcript is spliced from 4 exons. NCBI's taxonomy places the organism in Eukaryota, Metazoa, Chordata, Mammalia, Carnivora, Herpestidae. Gene Ontology annotation, molecular function: CD27 receptor binding. The coding region runs from base 57 to 578 and encodes 173 amino acids.